Molecule: messenger RNA, 2613 nt
Organism: Acanthosepion pharaonis
Lineage: Eukaryota; Metazoa; Mollusca; Cephalopoda; Sepiida; Sepiidae
Source: the annotation of a GenBank genome assembly
AUGGCUACGAAUACAAAAGAAUCAAAAGGAAAAAAGACCAAAGAUGGAGAUAAAAAGUCAUCCAAAAAGGUUGAGGAAGUACAACAGCCGAUCGAAGAAGAACCACCAAUAACCGAAGCUGAAGAAAUAGUUGAAGAAGAAAUAACAGAAGUUGAUUCUGUUAAAGAAGAAGAACAGACAACCCCACCUGUAGAAAUCUACGAUGGCUCAAUUCUGACAGAUGUCAUCAUUGAAAGUUUUGAAGGAAGCAAGGUAAAUGGCAUGUUUGAAGGUGAAGGUUUCAUGAAAUUUAUUGAUGGACAUACUUACCAGGGUCACUUUUCCAAUGGCUUGAUGCAUGGACAUGGAUGUUACAAAUGGGUUGAUGGUGUCACUUAUGAGGGUGAUUUUGAUCAAAAUCACAUUUCUGGGAAAGGUCUGUACACAUAUCCAGAUGGCAGCACUUAUGAAGGAGAAGUUUUGGAUGGCAAGCGACAUGGAUAUGGAGUCUACAGACUUAAAGACAAUGCAAUGUGUUAUUCAGGACAAUGGCACAUGGGGCACAAAUAUGGAAAGGGUCAUUUGCAAUAUGACAGUGAAGGUAUUUCAUUUUAUGAUGGUGACUGGGUGAAUGAUUUAUUCCAUGGCUGGGGGAAACAAAGGUACCAGAACCGUAAUGAAUAUCAAGGAAUGUGGUUCAAUAACAAGCGACAUAUUGAUGGUACCAUGAAAUGGUUUUCUCCAGAAAAUUCUAAAUGCUCAGAGCUUUAUAAUGGACAAUGGCGUGAAGGCAUACAGCAUGGAUUUGGAGAGCAUAUUUGGAUAACAUAUAGACUGCCAGGAACCCAGUUCAACACACGCAACUCAUACAUUGGGCAAUUUGUGAAUGGAAUGAAACAAGGAAAAGGUACCUUCCAAUAUGCUGAUGGUGCCAAAUAUGAAGGAGAAUGGUAUGAAGAUAUGAAACACGGACAAGCCAAAUUUAUCCAGAGAACAGGUGAAAAUUACAUAGGCAAAUUUGAAAAUAAUCGCUUACCUGCCAACACAAUCAUUCCUGGUUUGCCAUCACUAUUUUAUGGACAGCCUUUUCCUGAAAGUGAUUCUGAAAACAAGCCAGAAAUAAACUUCCUACUGGAUCUAGAGGAAUUAUUGAAGAACUACCCCAAAGUAGACAAGAAACUAGAACUGGGACAGAUUAGCAAAAAUGUAUGGAGACAUAUAUCUUCUUUGAAAGGUAUUUAUGGAUUUUAUUCCCGUAUUGGCUGUGAAGAAAAUGCUGAUAAUGUAUAUCUUAUGCGUAAACUCCAGUAUUGGCGCUUUCUCAAAGAUUGCCAUUUUCAUCAUCAUGGCUACACCCUGAUAGAAAUGGACAGAAUCAUAGAUAAAUUAAAAAACCAUACAAAUAUGCACAACCCUUUCACAAAGAUAUUGCAGAGAGAAUUCAUUGCAAACUUAAUCACCCUCUCUUUUCAUAUUUAUCAUAAGCAGUAUAUGACUGCAAAAAAAAAAUUCAACCAGCCACGUUGUAUGCUUGAUUGGUGCUUUUCUCAGUUGCUUAAAAACAAUGUCUUUCCAUUUGCCUGCCAAGUAAAAGGUCAUUUUUAUGAUGAAUUGCGAAAAGCAAUGAAUGUAUUUGAGCAUAUUGAUAAAGUCUAUCCAAUCUACAAAUCUCUGUGUAAAGAGCAAAAGCACUCAUCUUCUGAUCUAUGUUUUCGAAUGCGAGAUUUUUUGUUUCUUAUCAAAGAUAUGAAUUUAAUUAAUGAAAACUUGACAAUUGAUGUUAUCCUUAAAAUCUUGGCAAAAGAUGAUCCUACAGUUAUACAAGAUGGAUGCUACAACUUGGAACUGGAGAUGACUUUCCUAGAGUUUAUAGAAGCUCUUGUUGGUUGUGCAGAAGUUUAUGUGACAGAAUCCAUUGUGGAAUCAGUAUCUUCCUUCCGCCAGGUCACCUCUUGUGAGUUCGGAGUCAUGACACCAUUUGUACAACAAUAUACUCCAAGUACAGGGAUUAAUAUUGAAUCUUCUUCAACAAAUAUCAUUGGAGCUAAUUUCACACCUGCUUUGUUUCCAGUAGCUAUAACAGAAAUUGGGUCAAGCACACCAGGUGGUAUAUUUGCCAAAUCUCCUUUAUCUGCAACACCUCCACAGGCACAGCAAACUGCAGCUGUCUCUCCUGAUGUUGAAUCUCCUGAUUUGUCACUUUGUGAUAAUAUACAACUUUCCCAAAUAUCAGAUACAAAAAUAAUUGAUAUUACAAAGGUCCCUGAGGUGCAUGUUUCAUUAUCAAAAGAAAAAAUUGAGAAUGAUGUGCCAGUUGAAGAGUAUGGAGAGCCUUCAUCUGAGGAUUUGGACCAAGCAACAAAAAAAUACAAUUUCUGGACACAUCAAAUUCACAUUUUUUUCAUCCAGAAAUUUAUUGGUCCAGCCCAGAAACUCCUGGAACUCCGACAUAUUGCUCGGCUGAAAGCAGCUGAAAAAUUAAAGCAGGCCAGAAUUGAAAGAAGGCGAGCUGCUUUUCUUGCCGAACAUGCAGUAAAAUCAGUCAAAGCUACGCCUACAAGUGAAUCAAGUUCCCCAACAGAAAAUAACAUAGAAGCAGAACAGAGUGAAGCAGGAAUAAUUCCAACGAUGUAG